Molecule: messenger RNA, 1990 nt
Organism: Paramisgurnus dabryanus
Lineage: Eukaryota; Metazoa; Chordata; Actinopteri; Cypriniformes; Cobitidae
Source: RefSeq, a predicted model, not a curated record
CAAGUUCUGUCCCCAUGCUUUGAGAGGUGUACCUCAUAAAAUACAUGUGACGUGUAUGUGGCAGUGCAAACAUUGUCCCACCAGAGAGAGUACAAGGUCUCCACCAUGAGCCAUCCUAUGAGACUGAGGAUCAUUCUAGGUGAAAAUGAUUCCAGAAAGCUAAUCCUGCCAGCAGGGAAACCAGGCUCCGUGGAAGAAUUGUACCAGACUAUAAAGACAAGUUUUGGUAUAGAGCAAAACUUCCGUCUUCAAUAUGAAGAUGAUGAUUUUGGAAAGGAGUUCAUAAAUCUGUCUGUGAUCUUUGAAAUUGAUGACAUAGCGACUUUAAAGGUGAUCUACUUGCAAAGUUCUUCAGAAGAUGACUUGAUACGUCAACCUCAAGCAGUCCAGAGCCUUACUGAUUCCUCAUCAGUCUCCUCGGUUGACACGGAUAAUACAGAGCCUGCUUCAUCAUCAGGGUCAUCGCCAUCUACACGGCUGUGCAAGUGGCCAAGUGUCUUUACAGUCCCUCCAUUCAACUAUGAGUCUGAACUGCAACUGGAAACAGCCAAUGCUGAAUGCAAUGCUAGUGGAACUUAUUUGAGCCCACCACCAAAGCUGAAAUCUCACAUUUUGGAACGACUGUCUGAAGACAUUAUUAAAUUCAAAGCCUAUCCAACUGACAAGGAUCUUAAUGACGUUGCAGAAGCACUUGUAAAAAAGCAUCCCUGUCUGAGAGAGCAAGGAUCCUUCAAUGGCUGUUAUGGCUGGAAGAUAAGCCUUAAAUACAAAAUGGCCAACCUCCGGUCGAAACUGAGAGGCCUAGGAUGCCCUGAAGUGACGAUAAAUUCACUAAAGAACAAGAACCAAGACAAGCGCUUGGCAGCAUCGAAUGUCAAAAAACCCAGAAGGGCAGAAGUCAAUUACUGUCCACAGCAUCCAAAAGGAGAAACCACUGAGAGUCUGGAGAUGGGCAGGGUCACACUGCUUUCAGAAAUCAAGAAGAGGAACAAUGAGCAUAUCGUGAAGUUGAAAAUGGAGAAGACUUUCUCAUACAGGAGGCAAGAAAUCCUUAAAGGAGAGCCUUUGAUUGCAGACUUCAAGAGCAGAUGGCCAGCUCUGUUCACUGCGAAAGAGAUCGAUAGGGAGUUCCAUCGCAUAUCAACUUUACCUCUAAUUUCUACGUUCUGUGCUGCUCUUGACCAGUACUCUCCACGUCUGAUGGAGAUAUUUGAAUGCAAAGGUGGAGCAGCUGGAAGAAAAAUAAGAAAUGUCAUGGUGGAGACUUCCAAGGAUGACACAAUUCAAACAAGACGAGCAUGUGUCCUCAAGUCCUUGUGCAUCUACUUGAACGAAGACAACGAGAAACUUGUGAAGUAUUAUAAGAACACAGACGUCGAGGCCAGUGCUUCCAUGGAGCAAACUGUGAUGGGGGUGUAUGUCAUACGGAAGGAGGGUGCGGAGCCUGAAGAUAAGCCAGAGGACAUUGGUGUCCUGAUCGAAGGUGUGGAGGUCCUCCGUGAGUUAGGAAAUAUUGGGGACGCCUGUGCAUUGUUAUUUGGACUAAUUUACUGUCUGAACCUGAGUUACCCAGCAGACCUCAAAUGCACCUUUGAGGUGAUGCAGAAGAUUCUCAUGAAUCUGGAUGGGCAGAGGUUGUCGUCCAAGGCACAAUUCCUAAAAAACAAGCUAAUGAAGUAAAGUUGCUAAGUAAAAGUCUACUAUGCAGAUUUUUUUGUUUUUUGCUUCUUAGUCUUCACAAGUUCUUUUAGUUUACAAGUUAAAAAAUCUUUUAACAGGACUAAAAUAUUUCUACUUCUGGAGAAGUACAAAAAUGUUGAUUACAUAAGAAACUGUUGAGUUUAAAGAUGUUCCGAUACCAGUUGUUUCUUGCCAAUUCCGCAAAUACAGAUCUCAUACCAGUGUUUUAAAAUGUAUACAUUUCAUUGUUUAACAGCCGUACUACCUGUAUUUAUGUGACCAGUAUUAAAAUUGUUCCCAGUUUAUUAAA